UGCAAGGAGAAGGACGGCAUCGGCUCGUAGACAUUACAGUACACUGGAAUUUACGAGCGGGAUUCCGUAGCUGGCCGAACAUGCGAGCGAGAGGUAUAUAGAUAGAGGACUCUCGCCUCCGUCGUCGACGCCGAGCAUUGAUGAUGCCGGGCGGGAAAGAAGUUUCAUGGAGCUGUCUUUGAGUCAGAGUCGGGGAGCUUGAGUUCGGCAGAAGCGUGGAGAUUUUUUUAUGCCGCCUCCCGACAGCAGGAGAAAGAUCCGAGAAUUUAGUUCAGGUGAACUUGUCGACCAAACGUCAGCGUGGGGCCACCUCUUUCUGGCUUGUAUGGGUAGCCGAUCCAAACUCGGCUGUUGUGUCGAGGCGAGGUGAGCAGCAAUCAACUGUCCGCGAUAGCGGAGGGUGCUUCGGCGGGCCAGUUUCUCACAUCUCUGACGAAGGAGCUCGAUGGAGGAACCUCCCCCGUUUCAAGAAGCUGCCCAGUGCGUCACCUGUCUGGCAUCGUUCACCACCUUCAAGCGACGGCAUCACUGUCGGAACUGCGGUCGUAGCUAUUGUAACGAACAUUCGGCUAAUCAGAAGGCAAUUCCGCAGUAUGGUCUCUACACCCCUGUGAGAGUUUGUGAUGAGUGUUUCAACCCACCAAAGCAAUCAGCCUCAACGACGUCCACUUCAGCAACUAUCGAAAACACGGAGAAAAAGUUCAGAAACCUUGACUUGGAACGAGAUGGUCAUCUUUUGUCUAAAGAAGAGGAACCAACUCAAACCUCAAGUGGAGAAUAUUUCAACUGCACUUGCGGGAUGCCUCUGUGUAUAUGUGAGGCUCCUUCUGCUCCUGAGGUUGUUGCCCCUGUUAUCUCUACACCUCAACCUAACGUCUCGCAAAAGCCAAAGAAGUUACCGAGUGUUUCUUCUCCUUCGCCAUUCAAGCCAUCAGCUGUAGCAUCUUCGGGAAAUAACAUGCCAAGUCUGUUUUUCUCCAGCGGGCAGCCUAUGCAUGGGAGAAGUCAUCCUCUUUCUAAGUCAUAUGACCUGAAUGGAGAGGGAGUACGAGAGGCUGUCAAGAAUGGAGACGUUUCGGCGGUGAAGGAGUUACUUUCACAGGGAGUGGAUGCAAACUACUUUGACCGACAGGGAAUGUCUUUACUUCACCUGGCUGCCAUGUUCAACUUCACUGAAAUCACUUUCAUGCUUAUGGAUGCUGGAGCUAAUGUUAAUGCCAAGAAUGCUCAAGGAGAAACUCCUAUAGACUGUGCGCAGCCGACGUUGGGACACAAAAUGCGACGGCGAGUCGAUUCAUCUCCAAGCAAAUAAGCUAUCUCUUCUUCAAUGUCGAUGUGCAGAAACUCGAGUACAUACAAUUAAUAGCUUCACUGAGAAAGAUUCUUUCAGCUUCGAGAUCAAAAGAAGACAUACUAAAUGAUUUUGACUUCAUGCUUUUAACGUCGAUCGGUGGAUGUAUAUUUUCUGGAAACCUGACAUCGAUUAGGAGAAAUGUUAAGUUUCAACUAGAGGCACUGCCAGCCUUUUCUCAGCUGGGAGAACUAUUUUGUGAAUGCUUCAAUAACGCCUUGUCGCUGUCUGUCUAAAUCUCUACGACCCAAGGCAGCAACCUGUUCAGUACGGUGACACCCCAUAUGUGACUAUGAUAGUUGCAGAUGUGUUUAUCAUGAGCAAGUGGGUCAGUGGGGAUAGUGUGAGAGGAAUCUGAACUUGCUUCCGCACUGAUUUUCAGGCUACCGAAUGCAACAUUACUGCUGAGUCUGGAGUUAUUUAUUUGACGGCCCCCAGUUGAUCAUUUGAUAUAUCACAGAAACGUAGGCAAGGUGAUUUUACUGUGACCACCAGCCUUGACCGAUAUCAGGAGGGUGCUUUUGAGCUUUGAGUUCUUUGUUGGCGGAAAGAAUUGAUCAAUAGAGGUGUGAUUGGUACGUUCCGGCCUUUGCUUC
Marchantia polymorpha subsp. ruderalis is the source of this 1947-nucleotide messenger RNA. Lineage: Eukaryota; Viridiplantae; Streptophyta; Marchantiopsida; Marchantiales; Marchantiaceae. The record is from the annotation of a GenBank genome assembly.